This is a messenger RNA of Vicia villosa (hairy vetch), 1480 nucleotides long. Its product is annotated as 1-aminocyclopropane-1-carboxylate oxidase homolog 1-like. The record is from RefSeq and is a predicted model, not a curated record. The transcript has 3 exons. Lineage: Eukaryota; Viridiplantae; Streptophyta; Magnoliopsida; Fabales; Fabaceae. The coding region runs from base 222 to 1322 and encodes 366 amino acids.
AGAGUAUGAAACAUAUCUAGAAAAACAGGAGGACAUCCUCUCCACUCACAUGACGAUAAUGUGUUGGUGUCGGUAUAUUCUUUGUAGCUCUCCUUAUUUUGACUUCAAGGAUUUGGGUCCAGUUAACUUUUUAUAUACGUAACUCUUAUAUGUCACACAAUAUAAAUUCUUUAUUCUUCUACUAACUACUCUAGUUACCAACCACUACAAACACAGAGAAAAUGGGAACAACUGAUACAUCCAAGCCUAACCUUGAUUCAAUAUUGAAUGCACGCAAAAAAUUUGAUGAAACAAAAGCUGGUGUCAAAGGACUUGUUGAUGCAGGUAUUAACAACAUUCCAAGCUUAUUCCAUCAUCAACCUGACAAAUAUCAGAAAUCCAACAACUCAAACCAUACUAUUCCUGUCAUAGAUCUUGUAGAUAUUAUUGAUAAUAAAGAAGAUUCAACUCUUCACCAAGGGACUGUUGACAGAAUCAAGGAAGCAUGUGAAACUUGGGGGUUUUUUCAGGUUGUUAAUCAUGGGAUUCCUUUGACUGUUCUUGAGGAGUUGAAAGAUGGUGUUAAGAGGUUUUAUGAGAUGGAUACAGAAAUCAAAAAAGGUUUGUAUACAAGAGAUCAAGAUAGAUCCUUUAUUUAUAAUAGCAAUUUUGAUAUUUAUAGCUCACCAGCACUCAAUUGGAGCGAUACUUUUUCAUGUUACUUGGCUCCUGAAACUCCCAAACCACAGGAUUUUCCUAUAGUAUGCAGGGAUAUAUUGCUAGAAUAUGGGAAACACAUGAUGAUUCUUGGGACUUUACUCUUUGAAUUGAUGUCACAAGCUUUAGGACUGAAUCCAAACCAUCUAAAAGAUAUGGAUUGUGCUGAAGGACUAAUUGCUCUUUGCCAUUACUAUCCUCAAUGUCCUCAACCAGAGUUGACUUUGGGAACAACCAAACAUUCUGACAAUGACUUUCUCACAGUACUUCUACAAGAUCAUAUUGGUGGUCUUCAAGUUCUUCAUCAAGAUAAAUGGAUUGAUGUAAAACCUGUGCCGGGGGCUCUCAUAGUUAAUGUUGGAGAUCUUUUGCAGCUUAUUACAAAUGACAGGUUCAAGAGUGUCGAACAUAGAGUACUUGCGAAUCGUGUCGGUCCAAGAAUAUCUGUUGCAUGUUUUUUCUGCUCAGAUUAUAGGUCAUCCUCAAAACUGUAUGGACCUAUGAAGGAACUUUUAUCAGAAGAGAAUCCUCCCAAAUAUAGAGAAACUACAAUUGCUGAUUAUAUAGCCUACUUUGCAGCAAAAGGAUUAGAUGGUACUUCAGCUCUUACACAUUACAAGAUUUGAACUAAAUAAUGUGUAAGAUAAAAGUGUUAGUUCAUAAUACAAAUAAUAGAAUGAACUUGGUGGGGUUGGGUAUAUUAUUUUGAUUCUGUUAAUGCAGUGUAUAUAUUUCAAUUGGGUUGGUAAAAUAAUGGAAUCAAAGUUGCAAGCCUUCAUGUUUA